CCCUUUGCCACUUCUAUUGCUCGGUAGUUUGUUCAAAUUGCCAUCAUAACGGCGACAGCGCAUUUGUGACUGACCUCCUUUGCUUGAACCGCAGUAUCAACCCUUAUCGUGGCGAUGGCCAUUGUCCUGCCAGUUGCCCUCUUGGCCUAUGGUGGGGCUAACCAAACCGUCGACAUUGUGGUUUCCUCGCUUCUGACGAACUAUGCGGAUAUCGCCGCUUCGAAAGUACGAUUUAUUGGGGCCUCCGUUUAUCAGACGACGCAAGCUGUGGCGGGACUUCCUGCGUUCGUUCGAGUCCUCAACGCCCUGCAACCAGGCGUCCCACAUGACUUCCUCGGGGACACAGACAUGGUGUUGUCGUUUUAUGAAUCGGUGUUUCACCAGCCACUAGUCAACGGAGUUGGCUUUGGCAGAUUAGAUGCGGGGGACCUGCUUCUUGUCUCGCCAGGGGAUUCAGGCGUCUACUGUUAUAAUCAUACAGAUCCGGCAAUACCGUUCUGCGAUGCACUCCUUGUCACGGCCGUGGAUGCGGCAACCCUGUCUGUUCAAACCCAGCGCACACCCAAGGUUGUUCCGUGGGAAGUCCAUAACGAGACUCUACACCAAUCAGGCUUAGACUUUAUGCCGCCAUUCGCCAUUUGGACCCCCUCGCUCUGGUAUCCAAUUUCUGCUCCAGACGGUACAAUCACGGUCAAGGGUGUCAGCUCCCUCAUAUGGGGCAUCUCUAAGGGUGUAUCUUUAGGCGCGAAUACCAUCGUCCCCCCUACCGGUUACAUGGACACCACCCUUUUUUUGGCGAGCCUGUCGACUACCUUACAGGAAAUCUCCUUGACACCCAAUGCUAUCAUCGCAAUCUGGGACUCAGCCGGCAUAAUCGCCGUGAGCCGACCGAAUCAGGUCCUGAACGUGACUGGGUCGGGAAGCACAGCGGUUUACGUGGCCCACCACCCGGAGACCCACCCCUUGGAACUGAUUUCAGUUCCGACCGCUGGGUUCAAAAAAAAGUAUGGCACAUACAGCCAGUACCCGAUGUACAUGGAGGGCAGCUUUGACACAUCAAUUGGAAAUGUUUGGGUGCAAGCACGCCGCGUAACUGACUACGGGAUGGACUGGUUCAUACUCGUUUCGGUUCCGGCCACGGACAUCAUCGCGCCUAUCGUCGCGUCGCGGAAAAAAGUUAUCGUCACGUCGGUGGCUGUGGCGGUCGGUAUGCUUUUUUUCGCCGCGGCGAGCAGUUUUGUCGUCACAAUGCCACUCCGGAAGCUAUCGAACGUCAUGAAGCAGGCAACCAAGAUGGACUUCAGUGCUUUGCGUGACGGAUACUUGGAUCGUAAAUCAGUGGUUUCCGAACUGGCUCAAAUGCAGGAGGUCUUUGCGAUCAUGAUGGAGAAGUUUGCAAAUGCCAUUCAAUCCAACAAGAAUCUUGCCACCCGCCAAACGGGAAGUGCUUCGCAGUCUCAGUCUCAUGCCGCUGGCUCGCGUCCCACGACGAAGCUUCAUUGAACAUCGGGACUGAUCCAGCCACGGACUCGGAUAGUUCUUCAAGAAACACUUCCAGCUAGCACAAUUCAACAAUGAUAUAGCUCAUCUCCGAAAACGAUGAGGCGGGUUAUAUAACAGUAAUGAAAAGGGGUCCAUUCGAGUGGAGACCGAUGAUAAGAUUACUUCAACCAAAGCU
Fimicolochytrium jonesii is the source of this 1678-nucleotide messenger RNA. RefSeq lists its product as uncharacterized. The transcript is spliced from 9 exons. Bases 115 to 1503 code for a protein of 462 amino acids. The record is from RefSeq and is a predicted model, not a curated record. Lineage: Eukaryota; Fungi; Chytridiomycota; Chytridiomycetes; Spizellomycetales; Powellomycetaceae.